GACGUGAGAUAGGUACCUCGGUGUUAUACGAUAGGUAGACGCCAUUUGGGUGAUUCGAUUACAACGGCAACAUUUUUUUAUUGUCAUUGUAUACGUACAGUGACACAUGUUUGUUUACUAAAAAAAACAUUGAAAAAAUACCUAGGAGGAUAUACGCGGUAUACCUAUAUACCGCUUGUUGUAAAUGUUGUAAUUAAAUGAAGUAAUUAUCUAUGUACUCUUUCUUGUAAUCACUAUCUUUUUUGUAAUCACUGUGACGUGCCGGCCUGUCUUAUUUUGCAACUACAGCAAAAACAAAGUGUUUCCAGUUUUACUUAUAAGAGAUAUAAUAUCAGUUCUUGGUUAAGAUAUGGAAAACCAGAAUUCAAUAAUAGAGGAGUCUAUUGAACGAUGUUUGUUACCAAAACUUGCGAAAGCCAUAGAUGAAUCUGAAGAGCAUACCGAAUUCGACAUAAGAGAAAACAAAUUAAACAUACAUUUUCCUGUUUUAAUAAAGACAUUAAGUGGUCUCGACUUCAGAUCCGAUACAGACAUAGCAUCCAUUUCAUUACCCAAAUUAAUUAUAUUAGACUUGGAACUACAAAGUAGUGGUCCAUGGUUUCGAGAUAAAUGUAAAGAGUGCUCUUCACAAUUAAACCAAGCAUUUGAUAUGAAGUACGGGUCUAAUCUAUGCAAUUUAUUGGAAAGUAAUAAAAUAUUCAACCCACAACUAUUAUUUGAUAACAUUAUCGACGAUAUACAUAAAAAGUUAACAUCUAAAACUUUCAAAAAUUAUCCCGCUCUGAUAGAGGUGUACUGCAAAUUACUGAAUGGUGUGAAGAAUUACAAAAUAAAAUUGAAUCCAUUGAGUGUGUUACCUAUUUCUUUGCUUCUUGUAGAAGAUUACAACAUGGGAAACAAAAUAAAAGGCCUGAAGUGUUGUUUAGAAGUAUUGCAAUGUUUGACAUCAUCAGACUUCAGCCAAGGAAACUAUUAUGAGGUUAUUUAUGGAAGUUUAAAGAAAUGUUUAGUUGAAAAAGAUAUAGAAGUAACCAAGUUAACCUUGCCUUGUUUGCUGAAGCUGCUCUCGAUGCUACCAUCAGAUAUAAAGGUGACAAAAACUGAUGAAAUCUACAAAACAAUACUGGACCAAAUGCACACAGAAUCAAACUUGUACAGAAAGGCAGUUUGUUUUAACUUCACAAGGCAGAUGAUUGAGAUGCAUGGGGUGCACUGUAUCAAGAGGAAACUGUUCAAAUCAGUUGUCUGUGAUGCUUUGGAUGUGUGCAGUAAUGAGGCAGUAGCUGAGAUUAUGUUGCAAGAUGUUUUAGAGUGUCUCUCCGUAUGGCUGAAGCAUUGCUGGUGUGUGUGGAGACUGGCGUCAGACCAAAAGAUGUUGUCGCUGUUAUUAAAAAUACUAUUUGUGACGAGCGAGGCUGAUACAACAGUUACUGUACUAUUAAACCUAGUAUUGACAAUGGUUCAAUUAUGUACAAAAGAGGAGCAGCUACAAAUUUGUAAAAAUAUGGAAUCAUUUACUGCAACUCACAAAUCAAAUCAAAGUUUUCUUAACAAUUUAGAAAUAAUAAAGAAGGGCAUUUGUGUAUAAAUUACUUUAUUAUAAAAAUAAAUGUGAUUUAAUAAA
Messenger RNA from Plodia interpunctella (Indianmeal moth), 1624 nucleotides. RefSeq lists its product as uncharacterized. The coding region runs from base 350 to 1588 and encodes 412 amino acids. The record is from RefSeq and is a predicted model, not a curated record. Lineage: Eukaryota; Metazoa; Arthropoda; Insecta; Lepidoptera; Pyralidae. The transcript is spliced from 5 exons. Gene Ontology annotation, cellular component: cytosol; TTT Hsp90 cochaperone complex; nucleus.